AAAGAAUCGACCUAUACCUUCGUCAGUUGAAACCAGCAAUCAGAAUAUCUUCGGCUAUAGACAUAAAGACAGUAGUUUUAUUUCAAUAUAUAUAGAAAAGUUUUUGUGGCCUAUUUGUGAUUGGUUUGGUUUACUGUCACACACUGCUAAAGAUAUGGAGAAUAAAACAAAACAAACGUCUCACAUGUUGACUGGCAAGAACGCUAUGUUACUGGAUUUAUGCGUAUUACUGGUGAAAGAAGCAAAUUUGAAGGGCAGAAGAAGAGCGACCAUUACUGGAAUCUCGAACAUCGAACAAUUGCCCAAUGAAAAAUCUUCUUCCAAGUCAGGAACCACUUCCACUUUCGGUCUGGCUAUGACACUAGCAAUGGAUACGGCACCAAUUGUAACAUUCGCAGAAGUCAUCACUGCGAAGUUAACGGAAGGCCAGAAAAAGCGAUUGGUCGGUUCCAUUAGUGGCUUCUUCACCAAAAUUGAAUUCAGAGAUGCAGUAGACGCGAUGGAUAUUCUUGAUAAAGAUGAAACAUUAAAAGAAUCAGUAAUGACAAGGAUCAAGUCGCACUUCAAAAUAAUAUUGGGUUACACCAUCGAAUGAGGGUUUCAGUUGUCAAUGUUGUUUGUGCUUUCCCGUUUUUACCCCUAGACGUUAUUCAACGAUUGUUUCCAUUUUUUUAUUCAAUCUCUAGGAAUAAUUUUACUCGUGUCCAUGUUUAAACAGUGUAUGAAGGUGAACUAGUUUAUUGAUUUUAAUUUGUGAUUUUAUACUCCAACAUAUCGAAAAAGUAAUAUAGUUAUAUUGACAAAUGAAUAUUUGAAAUAUAUUUUUAGGAAAAAUUA
Molecule: messenger RNA, 837 nt
Organism: Leptinotarsa decemlineata (Colorado potato beetle)
Lineage: Eukaryota; Metazoa; Arthropoda; Insecta; Coleoptera; Chrysomelidae
Source: RefSeq, a predicted model, not a curated record